Kwoniella mangroviensis CBS 8507 is the source of this 1164-nucleotide messenger RNA. RefSeq lists its product as uncharacterized. Gene Ontology annotation, molecular function: 2-oxoglutarate-dependent dioxygenase activity. The coding region runs from base 1 to 1164 and encodes 387 amino acids. The transcript is spliced from 6 exons. The record is from RefSeq and is a predicted model, not a curated record. NCBI's taxonomy places the organism in Eukaryota, Fungi, Basidiomycota, Tremellomycetes, Tremellales, Cryptococcaceae.
AUGGCUCCUUCAGCACCUUUCAAUCCACCGGCCCCUGAUGCCCCUGGUAAACCAUACGUCGAGCCAUGGAACAUUCCACCAGUGACCAAGCAGACCGAGAAUUUUGAUGAACUCACUUCCAUCGACCUGUCCCUUCUCGAUUCUGAAGAUCCCGCGGUCCAAGCAGACCUUGUUAAGCAAGUGAAGAGGGCUAUCCGAGAAAAUGGUUUCUUGAUCCUGGAAAAUUACGGUGUCUCCUUAGAGCAGCUUCAUAGGCAGUUCGCUCUUGCCCAAUAUACCCACACCAAGAUGUCUCAAGAAGACAAAGAUAGACUCUUAUUCCACCCCGAUACUGGUCGAUGGGCUGGUUACAAGCACCCUUACGGAUUCAAACGACACAAGGGCCCCGCAGAUGGUAUCGAGCAAUUCAACUGGUACAAAGAGCAAUGGGAAAACCGAGACUUGAUGCCUGAAUGUCUUCAGCCUUUCUUGGAUGAGAUUGAAGCUUUUUCCACCUACUUGACCUACUCCGUCAACAAACGACUUCUAACCCUCUUCUCAAGGGUUCUUGGGAGCCCACCUGGAGAAGGUUAUUCCCGACAUGCUAUCUUCAGACCAGUGCAGAAGGAGACUCAGGAAGCUUCCAAAGGACUCCGAAUGCACGGUCAUACCGACUUCGGACUCACCACCCUUCUUUUCUCUGUGCCAAUCUCAUGUCUUCAAAUCUGGGGCCAUGACGAACAAUGGCACUACGCCCCUUACAAGCCCGGAGCUCUUGUCAUCAACAUCGGUGAGACCCUCGAGAUCGUCUCAGGUGGUCAUUUCAAGGCUACCCGACACCGAGUGUUCAAGCCACCUGCCGACCAGCUCAACUCUGAGCGAUUAUCCAUAGUCCAAUUCAACAGUAGUAUCGGCGAACUCCGAAUGACCCCUGCUGCAGACUCACCUCUCAUCCAACGAGAAGGCUGUGUGGAAGAACAAGGUGUCUACAAGGAGUUCAAGAGACUCAUGGAUGCUGGUGUACCCGUACCAACUAACAGUCAAUGGCGAGAAAUCCAAAUUGCCGAGGCUACUGAUCCCACCGAUACCGUCAGAAAUAGUAUCGGUCAAGAUCAAAUCAUGCUCGACGGGAAGCUCUUCCAGAAACGAGAGUAUUUCGGUGUCAAAGUCUUGUUACCUGUAUAA